Phalaenopsis equestris is the source of this 2400-nucleotide messenger RNA. Its product is annotated as putative membrane-bound O-acyltransferase C24H6.01c. The record is from RefSeq and is a predicted model, not a curated record. Gene Ontology annotation, cellular component: endoplasmic reticulum. Gene Ontology annotation, molecular function: acyltransferase activity. Lineage: Eukaryota; Viridiplantae; Streptophyta; Magnoliopsida; Asparagales; Orchidaceae.
UAAGGUGAAAUUUUCUAGAGUUGCCGGGGUUACUUCUCCUACAUGUAGAGUCUUUGAAGUUGGUGGGGGUGUGACACUCAGCUCUCCUUUUUGGCGAGACCGCCGCCAUAGUCCUCUCUCACGCGAAACUCCCCGGGGAACGUUCAACCUCCGGUGCCCUCCUCCGUGCCGGAGCUCCUAUCCAAGGGUUUUUAGCGCGAGCAUUUGAUCUCUCUCCCGCCUCUGCCGAUUUUCGCACGGGUCUUCCUCGGGCCUCCUUCGACACCGGCGGCCAGCUCCCGCAGGCCCUAGCCCUCUCUCACGCGAAACCUUAGUUGGCUUCUAAUAUUGCUGAACAAACAAUUCCUUAUAUUUACUUACUAAUUGAAAAAAAAUUAUAGCGACUUUAAUUGUUGUGAUGUUAGUUUUUUCAAGUUAAUUGGUUAUUUUUGCUGUGUUUUUUCUUUGAUGGAUACUAUGGUUUUUUGGAUUCCAUUUUGCAAUUGGAAUAUUUUUCCAUAGUUCGAGGGUCUGCUGUGCAUUGAGCUAAAGUUGUUUGACAUUGAUCUCCCAAGGGUGAGGAGUAGUGAUGGGUCAUUUGUUCUGGAAAAGAAGCGAGCUUUUAUUCCUCAUUCUCUAUGCAGUGACAUUCUAUGUUAUUGUCAUUCAACGAUCUCUGUACUUAUCACAUGAUCAUUCUAGAGAACUUUACAGUCUUCGUCGAGGGUGGAUGUUUAAUCAUCUAAAUGACCUUUCUGAUGCACAAUGGAGAAACUUUCAUGGAAAUUUACCUAUUCUUACAAAUUUGCCUAUUCUUACCUUUGUUUUCGGAAUUUUCACUUUUGGAGCAAUUGCCUUGAGAAACCAAUUUAACUUGAAAGGGAGGGGCAUGUCAGUUGUCUGGUUUAUUAUGUCGUUGGCAUACAUCUUACACUUACAUGGAGCAUGUGUAGUGUUUGUCCUCUCAAUUGCUUCAGUGAACUUUUUCCUCGCAAAGAUUUUGGCAAAAUCAAAAUUUUACUUAUAUGUGCUAUGGAUUUUCAACAUAUCAGUUCUUUUGUUAAACCGCAUCUAUGAAGGAUACUCUUUCUCUUUAUUUGGGAAUCACUGGGCAUUUUUGGACAAUUACCGCGGCUCUUUUCGAUGGCAAAUCUGCUUUAAUCUUGUCGUUUUAAGAAUGCUGAGCUUUGGAUGCGACUAUCAUUGGUCAUUAGGAGACUCAGAGACUCAAUUUGACCAAAAGAAACACAUUGUUCAUUGUUCUAUUUGCUCUUCUGGAAAGGCGUGCUACCACCUUCUACAGGAAAGAAGGCUUCAUUUUUGCCAAUACUCAUUCAUCAAAUAUCUUGCCUACUUAAUUUACGCUCCACUUUACAUUGCUGGGCCAAUUGUGAACUUUAAUGCAUUUGCUUCACAGCUAGACGCACCUCAGAAGAGUCGCUCAGUUGUAAAUGUGGUUUUCUAUGGAUUAAGAUGGGUUCUUUGUUUUGGAUUAAUGGAAACAAUGACUCAUUUUUUAUAUUACAAUGCCUUUGCAAAUAGUGGCUUAUGGAGGCAAUUUUCACCCCUGGAGAUCUUCAUUAUUGGAUAUGGGGUCAUAAACUUUAUGUGGUUGAAGUUCUUACUUAUCUGGCGCUAUUUCCGGUUUUGGUCCUUGGUUGCAGGAAUCGAGACCAUUGAAAACAUGCCCAUGUGUCUCAAUAAUUGUUAUAGCUUGGAGACCUUUUGGAAGUCUUGGCACGCAUCUUUCAAUAAAUGGAUUGUUAGAUAUAUGUACAUUCCUCUUGGUGGUUCUCAGAAAAAGCUCUUCAAUAUGUGGAUUAUCUUCACUUUUGUUGCAUUAUGGCAUGAUAUAGAGUGGAAGCUUAUUUUGUGGGCGUGGCUCACCUGUAUAUUUUUUAUCCCAGAAUUAGUAAUUAAAUCAUCCAUUUCUUCAUUUACGCCUAGAAGUGCUACUGGCAAGUUUGUGCUUCGAGAAAUGAGCGCUGUAGCUGGGGCUGUUACCAUUACUUGCCUUAUGGUCGCAAAUCUCGUCGGCUAUGUUGCAGGACCUUCAGGAACAAGUUUGUUGAUUUCCCGAUUUUUUAGAAGGGAUGGCUUUCCGGUGCUUGGUUUCAUAUUUUUGUCAUUCUAUGUAGCAGUAAAGCUUAUGUUCCAUAUCAGAGAUAGUAAACAAAAUACCAAGUAAAAGCUGAAAGAUUUGUCCCCAUCAUCUUUUUAGCAUUUAUAGGAUAUUUUAUUGGUGUAUGAUGUAAUUGAACACUAUUGGACUAAACAGUGCUCUUAUAAAGAAUGAUAAUUUGUAAGUAUGAAAAUGUUUUAUAUAAAUUCAAUGUCAUAUCUCUUGAGCAUACAUUUCACAUGGUUCGGCAACAUAAAACAUGACUAUUCAUAAUGUGAGAGAAGUGAUGCAUUGCAUGU